CCAUGUAUAAAUUAGGGUACCGAUCGAACAGGGAGACAUGGGCUCUGGGCUCUGUGGGGUUUGAAGAAAUCCUCACAAAUGAAGGGCAUAACCCAACCAAGGAAGGCAGCCUUUCCACCUGGAGGAAGGUAUUCUGGGGGAUGGAGAAGCACUAGGGUGGAAAUAGGAGGCCUGCUUGGGGGAUGGGAAGUAGUGCCUGUGGCUGGAAGGUCACGUUCAUUGGCAAGGGGAGGAAGGGUCCUUUGAGGGGCAUGUAUGGGCAGCCUUCUGGUGGAGGAGGAGGUUCAGGGCCCUUCCUUGGACCUGAGCCUCAAAGCUAGAGUUGCAUGUGCCUCACAGGACAACUCUCAGGGUCAGGCGAGGCUCUGGGAGGGAGCUCCCUUCCCACCACCCUGCUGCCUUCUUCAGCAGGGGCCUCCUCCCAGGGCCUGGCCACUCCCAGCAUCCAGUACCCCCACCCCUGAGCCGGUUGGAAGGCAGGCAGGAGGCUUCUCGCGGGGGCUGUGCCGGGUGGGCCGUUUUCCCAGAGUGAGGAGUGAAGCGGGACUGACUUGGCGCCAGCUCCCUCAGAUAUAGACAUUACUGGCCGGGUGACCAGCCUGCCCAGUUAGCUGAAGCCCAAGUUCUGGUCCUAGGGGCUGCCACAGGACCCCCGAAGGGGCGUGGCAUGUCACAGCGGGAGGUCGGAGGGGCACCAGCUAUGCCAGGUGUGGGGUGGAACCCGGCUAAGGCCACGCUGCAGUUGGUAGCGGGCACUGGCAGGAAGAAGAGCCGCCUGAGCAGAACAAGGCAGGACCGGUGGGAAGAGACCAGCUGGAGCACCCAAAGGUGGAGCAGAGCUGCCCCGAGCCCCCGAGGGGUCAGGGCCAGGAGCCUGGCUCGAGGCCGGAGUGAGGCCGGUCCUGAGAACGCUGCACGGGAGCGGAGCCGGGUGAGGACACUGCGCCAGGCCUUCCUGGCCCUACAGGCUGCUCUGCCCGCUGUGCCGCCCAACACCAAGCUCUCCAAGUUGGACGUGCUGGUGCUUGCCACCAGCUACAUAGCCUACCUCACCCGCACACUUGGCCAUGAGUUGCCCGGCCCCGCCUGGCCACCCUUCCUGCGUGGACUCCGCUACCUGCACCCUCUCAAGAAGUGGCCCAUGCGGUCUCGUCUCUAUGCUGGAGGCCUGGGGAGCUCUGGCCUUGACUCCACCACAACCACCACCUCAAGCCACAGAACAAAGGAGGCAGAGGCCAGGCCCCAAGUCUCUGAAGAGGCAAACGGUCUCUUUCCCACGAGGCCACUCUCACCGGCUCUUGGUGACAAAUGAGCA
Messenger RNA from Nyctereutes procyonoides (raccoon dog), 1315 nucleotides. RefSeq names its product transcription factor 23 (gene TCF23). The record is from RefSeq and is a predicted model, not a curated record. Bases 668 to 1312 code for a protein of 214 amino acids. The transcript is spliced from 3 exons. Gene Ontology annotation, molecular function: DNA-binding transcription factor activity, RNA polymerase II-specific; protein dimerization activity; RNA polymerase II transcription regulatory region sequence-specific DNA binding. Gene Ontology annotation, biological process: developmental process; regulation of transcription by RNA polymerase II. NCBI's taxonomy places the organism in Eukaryota, Metazoa, Chordata, Mammalia, Carnivora, Canidae.